This is a messenger RNA of Tetrahymena thermophila SB210, 393 nucleotides long. Its product is annotated as transmembrane protein, putative. The transcript has a single exon. Lineage: Eukaryota; Ciliophora; Oligohymenophorea; Hymenostomatida; Tetrahymenidae. The record is from RefSeq and is a predicted model, not a curated record.
AUGGAAGCAGAGUCUAUACUCCAUAGUCCUUUACAGAAUUUGUCCUUUUUGUAAAAAAUAUUGAUAUUUAAAAUAUUGCUCUUUAUUCAUUCUAAUAUUAAUGACUAUUUGUAUUUAAAAAAAAUAAGAAUAGAAGACUUUUAUUUUUAUUACUUUAUAUAUUUUUAUUUAUAUUUAUUCUAUAAAAAUCUAUACUUUUCAUAUAAUAAAAUUCAUAAAAUAAAGUCUUUUCUUCAAUUUUGUUUACUAGGAAGUUAACAUUAAAAAAAUAAAAGCACUUUACUUAAUGCUUAAUUAAAAAAAAUAUAAAACAUUAAAUUUCAAAGAUUGAUUAUACCCAAAGCAAAUCAAUCAAUCAAUUAAUUUAAAAAGGUCAAAUAAAUAUUCUUUUGA